UGUAGCAAGCCGGUUGCCUAUAAAAGGCUGACAUGUCUUGUCCGCGGGUUCUUCAGUUCCGGUAGCUCGCGAAGUUUAGCUCGACAGGCUCGGCUUCCCAUUUGCCGAGUAGGUGAAAGUGGAAAUUGUAGUAUAAGUUCAAUUGGUGUUGUGUGAUAGUGAAUGUUUGAAAGACUCUGUAAUAAAGACUGUCUAAAAGUACCAGCACACAACGUCGCACAAUGAAAACUGGAUACGGAUUAAAUACGGCAGAUUCACUCGGAUACUUAGGCUAUAGUUCGAAGCCGUACUCGUCACUCGGCUAUCUCGGCAGCAAAGGAUACAGCUCGACCGCAACCGGAGUCCGCUCAAAAAGUGCAUUCGACAAAGAUGUGAUAACGCCCAAAGUGAAGAAACCGAAGCUAAGAAAAACAUCCACCGAAAAGGUUGAGACACCGCUGUACAAGAAGAAAACCUUCGAUUUCACGGAUUAUGCCUAUCGUGAGGCUGUUAACCGCUUAAAGUUCCUGCUGACGGAAGCGUACGAGCCGACAAAGGCACCCACAACCUUCUACUAUCGCAGCGUCGACGAUGGCAAAUCAGAAGUGUCUGACAGUCAGUCCGUCAUUGAGCGGCCGUCCAUAACGGAGGUGUCCAAAUACUUUCCGUCCACCGCUGUAUCACGCUAUGGGGGCGGUCCGGUGAGUCGAAGGUACAGUUUUCUCAACAAGGACCUAUCGGUUGGGCAAGUUGGAGCGCUGAAGCCAGCAUUGUCUAACUCUAGUUUACAUCCAGCUCCAUCGGUACAUGCAGCGCAGAGCCUUGAGGUGGCACAACCACCGCCUGAGCUGUUGGGUUUUAUUGAAAAGCAAGAAAGCUAUAUCGAACAGCUGGAACGUGAAUCUCAGUACUGUCGGGAAGAGCUUUCAACUUUGUUGAAGAAAGUGAAAGAAGUCGUAUCGGAGAAUGAAGCGCUCAAUGAUCGAUCCCGCUCAAAGGCUCUGUAUCAGCUUGAUUCAUCCGAAAGCGAGGAUGUCGACUAUGCGGAGCGUGGCAAAGGCAAAGGGCACCUGUCCGGGCCAAGCAUUGUGUUUGAGUCACGCAUAAGCGAGCUCGAAGCGCAGCUGGCCCAGUCACAGAUCGAUCUGAAGAAGCUGUUCAACGAGAAUGAGGAGAAUAAGCGCAAACUGUUGCACGGGGCAAGUGAUGUGGGUAAUGCUGACGCCUAUCGGAAACAGGUGGAAAAUCUACAGCGUGACAAACAAAACCUAGAAGAAACUGUUCGCAAACUACAACUGUCGAUCGAUCAGCUAAAGGACUCGGAGGCGUGCAAUUUCAGCAAAUCACAACGAAGUCGUGAUAUGAUUGAGCAGGUGGCCUUCGAACGUAAUCAAGCAGAAAUUGAAAUUCGUCGUUUAAAGGAUGAACUGGAGCGUCAGCAUGAGCGAGUGCGUGAGGUACAGCACGAGAUGGCCAAACGCAUCGCAGACGAGCGGGCCAGUGCCGAACGGCGCUAUACCUACCACGUGGAUCAGCUGGGCGGAGACCUUAGCAGCCAGUGGGAACAUGCCACCAAGUUGCAGCUAGAGGUGGAACGUAUGAAGCGCAUUGAGUCGGACUAUAAGCGUGAGCUUAAUCAAAAGAGCUCACAAAUAGAUGAGCUAAAGAUGGAGCUGAAGAACAAGUCAGCCAUCUUUAUGUCCGAUCUCAACCAGGCCAGCGCAGAAAAGCAGUCGCUCGAGCAGGAGAUCACUUCUUUGAGACUUCAAUUGGAGCGUGCCGAACGUCAAUCAAAGGUGGAAGUGUCUCGUUUGAAUGCCGAAAUAACGUCCCUCCGCCAACGGCUCGAUCGUGCCGAUGCUGACCUGUUGCACUCCAAGCGAGAAAAUCUUAAGCUUGCCGAUGAUGUCGCUUCGCUAGAGAAAGAGCUAACGCUUGGCGAGCUUAACCGCGAAACUCGACCCUCCAAGGAGCUGGCAAAAAUCAUAUCCGACAUGGAGGCGAAACACACCAACACCGUUUCCGAACUCGAGGGCAUGAUACAAGAUCAAAAACAGCUCAUGGAAAAACUAACUGCAGAAUGCAAAAGCUUGACGCAUAAGUUAGAGGACACCACACAGAAGCAUAAAGAGGAGAAGCGUGAGCUACGCCAAACGAAUUCCGAACUGAUGGAACGGUUGAAGCAGAUCUGGCACAACUACAAACAGAUCAGUCCCGCAUUUCGGAAAUCUAGUGGGGCGAGCUACGGUGAAGAUCUGCCAGAUGAACCGCUGAACGCCGACGAUGCUUCUGCAUCGAAGCACGAACAGCGGUCAACUCAGGAUCACGGCCCGGUAGCACCGCCGCCCGGUACCCUGCCGCCAACGAUAGAACCCUGCCAGCGGACACAUACGAUGAUGCAUCAACCGCCGGCACGGCUGGACGAGCGUACGGAAACAGUGGCGGCAAAUCCUCCCGACCGGAAUCACGCACCUCCGAUCGGCAGUACGGUGCCUCACAGCCGAAGCAACCGCCCGAACUGUCGCGAAACAAUUCCGUCGCCGACUAUGUCGAUCCUAGGCGCAGCGAGUCCCGGCUGUCGCGCUCCUCCGUCACCAACGAGGACGCGGUGCGAUCCGGAACCGUUUCAAAGGAGCCAGAGUAUGGACGUGCUGUGGAACCGGAGCGGCUGUCCCGAACCAGCGACACCACUAAACCGGACAGCACCGGAGCCGGAGGCGGUGGAGCAUCGGGCAGCAGUGGCCGACUGUCGCGCGAAUCCGUCGCCGACCAGCGAGCCUCGCGCCAAUCCAUGCAAUCGCUGGCCGGAUCGCAACAGUACGGGACAGCGGAUGGUGCUGACACCGCCCCAUCGCAGCAGUACGCCGCCCAGGGACAAUACGGAGAGUUCGCGUAUCCCGCCGGAGGAGAGCAGUAUGCGCCGCUGGACGAUCAAUCUGCAGCCGGAUACGAUGCUGCGCAACAGCAGUACACCGAUCAACAGCAGUACGAAGGCUAUGCAGAGCAGUACGACCAGCAGCAGGCAUACGAUCAGCAGCAGUACCAGGGCUAUCAGCAGCCAUAUGAUGCACAGCAGUACGCCCCUGAGCAAGUUUAUGAUGAGUCCAGCUACGCCACCGGAACCGGCACCGUACAGCAGCAGCCCGUUGCACCAGCACCUGCAGCCGUCGCACCAGCAACAGCACCAGCACCAGCCGUCAUUCCAUCACAAUCCCCAACGCAAGUUUCAGCCCCAACAGCAGCAUCAGCCCCAUCCGCACCAUCCGUACCGGCACCGGCUAGCGCCACCGGAAGCGGAAAGCAGCAGUCAGGAAAAUCUGCAGUCACAGUGGAACAGAAGGAAGGUAACCGAGCUGUGGGGAAUACGCGUUCCGGUGCAUCCUCACGGGCAGGAGCCAACGGACAGCGAUACAAGCAACCGUCCGGUGCCGGACGAUAAGACGCCACCACAACCGUACCGCGCCUGCUGUACAACUAACAACGGUUUGCCCCGGCAGCAGCUGCCGAAAACGUGCGGCUUCCAGCCGAUCGAGAGCUAUCCGAAGCUAAUCAGCAUCAGCAGCCCGAGCCUGUUUGGCAGCAGUCCGGACAUCAGCCAAACGCCCUCACCAACGUCGACCGUGCUGAAGAACUACGAUGCCGCCAGUCCCAAUCCGGUGUGAACCGGUUGCACAGAAGAAGGGUUUUAUGGUUGGUUUGUGUGGCUUUUGGUUUGGUUUGGAGGGUGUAUGCUGUGGGGUUUGCAAUUGUUUUACCGUAAGUGUAUGUGUUUACCUAUUUUGAAGCCUAUGCUCAAUGUUGAGCGUUUUUUGUAGUGAUUGCCAUGUUCUGGAAAAUGAAUAAAAA
This is a messenger RNA of Anopheles merus, 3825 nucleotides long. RefSeq names its product nucleoprotein TPR. Gene Ontology annotation, cellular component: centriole; centrosome. Gene Ontology annotation, biological process: establishment of cell polarity; neuron migration; tube formation. The transcript is spliced from 11 exons. The record is from RefSeq and is a predicted model, not a curated record. Lineage: Eukaryota; Metazoa; Arthropoda; Insecta; Diptera; Culicidae. The coding region runs from base 222 to 3641 and encodes 1139 amino acids.